AUGGAGAAUAUCUGUCUUGAGAAUAUCCAGACAUGCGUGUUGCUCGCAAAUUUGUCAUCUUCGUCAAAGAACCCAGAGUCUGAGGCUCUGUUUGUCACUCUUGGCAUUCGUAUGGCUGAGAUUCUUGGCUUAGACCAGCCGGACCCUGAGGACUCGGAGGUUCUACGUGAAACAAAAUGCAGGGUAUGGUGGACACUAUUCAUGGCUGACCGUUGGAGCUCAGUUGGUCGCAACCUCCGCCGCGCGAUGCCGGACUUUAAUCAGGAGACUCCCCUACCAAUGGAUGAAGACUACUUCCAUCAUCUGGAUAUUGACCAAGGUACGGACAGUGUUGAGGCGUCGCCCCCGCGCCCUCGCACACUGGGUCUCUGGGCAUACAACAUCAUGCUCGCAAAACAGCUAGGGCCUAUUCGAGACCUGAAUAAGCAGUGGAAUCAGGAGGGCAUCUCGGAAGAUUACGUGAUGCAGCGCGUCGCACAUCUAGCAAAAGACCUACAGCUCUGGGAAGCGAGUCUCCCCGAGGAAAAGAAGGCAACAGAUGAGAACCUCCAGGCACACAGUGCCAAGAAGCUUGGGGGACCGUUCCUCGCCAUACAUACAGGCUACCACCAGCAUUUCGUGCUGCUGCUGUUCCGGUUUCUGGACCUGAAUCGGGCGCAGACACCCAAGACGAUCGAGUACGCCGAGCUGUGCAAGUAUCACGCAAGGUCGAUUAGUCAACUCGUCAAGCUGUCCCGCCAAGUUCCGAACUGCGCCAUGGUCUUUGGAGGAGUGGGAUACAUGACUGUUGCGUCUUCUGCGGUACUUCUGCACACGCUCAUUUUCGGGCAGCAGGAUGACACGGCUGAUAUACGGGCCAAGCUGGAGUCCAACUAUGAGACCAUCUAUGCGCUUCAGAAAUGCUGGCCUUCGAUUCAAAACUCGGUCAGUAGACAGAUUUGUGUUAGUGGUCCGUUUCUGACGAGUGCAGGUAAAACGUCUCGAGCUGUUCCAAAAGACUUGUGUGAGGCCCGCGGCAAUGCAAACCUACAAGUUCGACAAGUGGAUGGUGAGGUUUUUGGUCGAACACCACUUGCCGCUGGAUGA
This is a messenger RNA of Fusarium musae, 1086 nucleotides long. RefSeq lists its product as uncharacterized. The transcript has a single exon. Gene Ontology annotation, cellular component: nucleus. Gene Ontology annotation, biological process: DNA-templated transcription. Lineage: Eukaryota; Fungi; Ascomycota; Sordariomycetes; Hypocreales; Nectriaceae. Gene Ontology annotation, molecular function: zinc ion binding; DNA binding. The coding region runs from base 1 to 1086 and encodes 361 amino acids. The record is from RefSeq and is a predicted model, not a curated record.